AUGGCGAGAAGGAAAGAGCAAAUUCAGUUCCAGGUGGAAGUGGAGACCGAGGACGAGUGGCGGCAGUUGCUAAGCCGAAAGGGUUUGAUCCUCGCGGACGUUUACUCCGAGUGGUGCGGCCCGUGCAUCGCGAUGGUGAGCACCCUGCGUAACGUGAAACUGGAGUUCGGCGAAGCGAUCAACUACGCAGUGGUGAAGAACAACUACAUCGCCGAUCUCGAGCGAUUUCGCGACAGAAGCGAGCCGGUCUGGAUGUUCAUUCAGAACGGCAAAAUGGUGAACCUUCUGCUCGGUGCCAAUUGCCCGCAGAUUCGAAAGUUGCUGACGAGCGAGAUCAAGAGGGUGUUGAACGACGAGGAGCCGGGAAUGAUGUUGGACGCGAGCGCCAGGACACCGGAGGAGGAGGUCGAGUGGCAGAAAAAGGAAGCCGUCAGAAAAGCGAUCGAGGAAUUCGAACGUGCGAAGGCGGAGGCUGAGCAGAGAGAAAAGUACGAGGCGUUCCUGGCGCAGAUGAUAUUCGAGCUAAGCGAGGCAACCGCCCUGGUUUUCUAUCCUUGGGUGUUCAAGGACGAGGAGGGCCGCCACAGGGACAAGUACCAGAGUCCUCCGUACCUCGAACUGAUCAACACGCUGUUCAAGCAGAACUACGACGUGCUCGAGGAGCUACGAGUGCAGCUCAACGAGGAAAUGAUCGAGAGCAUGUUCGUCGAGAGCAACGUCGAGAUUACGAAAGAACUGGUAGCAGGGUUAACGGAUGGCAGAACGAUAGCGAUGAGAUUGAAAGGCAGACGUCCCCAUCCGAACUGGCCUGUGCCGUAUCCCUUCGAGUGUCCCAAAGGGACUAAGAGAUGUCCGACGCGAGCGAUCAACGACGUCGAGGAUUAUCUGAUACAUUUGUUAACCAGCACGACGCCGCUGCUUCAGGCUAAUGCCGUCCCUUUCUCCCCCAACGAGUCUUACAUGGACAGGCACGUGUACGUUCAUGAACCCGAUCCCGAAGACGAGGAGGACUUCCCUCGCAUCCACCCUGCCGUUUGGGUACCUCCUCAGGCGAGGAGCAAAGUGCACGUGUACACGACCCUUUUCUCCGCUUACAUGGAGCUAGUGCACCCCUAUGAGGAACCGGUACCACCGCCCCCUUUCUGCGCCUUCAAGUUCCAGUAUUCAAAAUUCCCGGUUGUUCGCGACACGUGCGCGAUAUAUCCCGACGCGGUCGAAUAUUUCGGCGCGUUCGAGUUCGACAAUCCGCCAAUCGCCAGGCGAAUGGCAUCCAGCCCUGAGGACUUCGAAAGAAAGGCGAGGUUUCAAACGGGCGCCGAGAUAUUCGUGAUAAUCAUCCGGAGGAUCAGCGAGGAUGCUUUCCUGUCGUUCGCCAGCAUCGAGCCGUAUUUCAUCACCGAGGACGAUGAAAAGGCCCAAGCGAUGAUAGACGAAUACUUCCCCGAGGGUGCUGAAGACAUCAGUCUCGAAAUGUUAGAAGAAGAAGAAGAAGAAGAAGAAGAGGAGGAGGAGGAGGAGGAGGAAGAGGAAAUGGGAGAGAAAAUGCACUAUUACGAGGAAGACGAUGUCGAAAUUAAGGACGAGAACAGAGAAGAAUUUGCAACAUACAGCUUCGUGUGA
Messenger RNA from Frieseomelitta varia, 1620 nucleotides. RefSeq lists its product as uncharacterized. Bases 1 to 1620 code for a protein of 539 amino acids. The transcript is spliced from 5 exons. NCBI's taxonomy places the organism in Eukaryota, Metazoa, Arthropoda, Insecta, Hymenoptera, Apidae. The record is from RefSeq and is a predicted model, not a curated record.